ACCGGGCCCUACGGUAACUUGGUGCCUCCAAAAAAUAGCUUGCGCCGAGCUACGAAACGCUGCGUUUUGACCAACUCAUUCUCUCUCUCUUUAUUUACGUUUUUUUGGGGCGAGAAAAAAAAUGAACGUUCCCUCUUUCGUUCAUUCAUUCAUACAUUUCUUCUGCUUUUCUCUCUCUACGAUGCAAGUUUUGCAGAACGCCGGGAUCCACGUUUUUCAUCAACCGCAUUUCAACGAAUCUCAAAUCUUUCGCGCCUGAUUGCUACUCUCUUUUUUUCUUCAAUUUUCAAGAUUUUGUUGUAACCUACCAAGAGUGGAGGAUUAUUAAAUUCAAGCAGAGAUUGUUGUUGUGUUUGAAGAAUUUGAGGUUGAUUAGAGGGAACAAUGUCUAGUCGGAAUGAACGCCAACACCAACAUCAACAUCAAAACCAGCACCAACACCAACAUCAAAAUCAACAUCAACAUCAACAUCAAAACCAGCACCAACAUCAACAUCAAAAUCAACAUCAACACCAUACCGUUCCUCUUGCAGUGCUUUUGAAGCGUGAAUUGGCGAAUGAGAAAGUUGAGAAAUCGGAUUUGGUUGUUGUGUAUAGCCAAGCUAGCGAGAACAAGAAAGGAGAGGAUUUCACGUUGAUAAAGACCGAAAGGCAAAGAGUGGUUGCAGAUGGGGUUUCUACCUAUUCUGUUUUUGGGCUAUUUGAUGGACACAAUGGAUCUGCUGCUGCCGUUUAUACCAAGGAGAAUCUUCUGAACAAUGUUUUAAGUGCCAUUCCCCCAGAUCUCAACAGAGAUGAGUGGGUAGCAGCAUUGCCGAGGGCUUUGGUUGCUGGCUUUGUAAAAACUGAUAAAGAUUUUCAACAAAAAGCUAAAACAUCAGGAACAACUGUAACCUUUGUGAUUAUAGAAGGAUGGGUUAUAACAGUUGCAUCAGUUGGUGAUUCCCGUUGCAUACUUGAACCUUCUGAAGGUGGGAUUCAUUACUUGUCAGCAGAUCAUCGACUAGACACCAAUGAAGAGGAGAGGGCGCGCAUCACUUCUAGUGGGGGUGAAGUUGGUCGGCUAAACACAGGUGGAGGUGCGGAGGUUGGCCCGUUGAGAUGUUGGCCUGGUGGUCUGUGUCUUUCUCGAUCCAUUGGUGAUAUGGAUGUUGGUGAAUUUAUUGUCCCUGUACCAUAUGUAAAGCAAGUAAAGAUUUCCACUUCUGGAGGAAGACUUAUUAUCUGCAGUGAUGGAGUCUGGGAUGCUCUAUCUGCAGAAGCGGUCCUUGAUUGUUGUCGUGGCAUGUCAGCGGAGGCUGCAGCACCACAUAUUGUAAAAGAAUCUUUGCAAGCAAAGGGACUUAGGGAUGACACAACUUGCAUCGUGGUUGAUAUAUUACCGCAGGAGAAGCCACCUACUUCUGCACCAACACAAAAGAGACCGGUAAAAGGAAUGUUGAAGGCCAUUUUUCGGAAAAAGUCCUCUGAGCCAUCUUCAUAUAUUGAAAAAGAAUACGUUGAGCCAGAUAUGGUACGGGAAUUAUACGAGGAAGGAUCUGCCAUGCUUUCAGAAAGGUUUGAAACAAAAUAUCCACUCUGCAACAUGUUCAAGUUAUUCAUGUGUGCAGUAUGUCAAGUUGAGAUUAAACCCGGGGAGGGCAUUUCAGUACACGAGGGUGCGCCUAACCAAGGGAAACCGCGCCCCUGGGAUGGACCUUUCCUAUGCUCAAGUUGCCAAGAAAAGAAAGAAGCCAUGGAAGGGAAACGAACAUCAGAUAGACAUAACAGGGGAAGUGACUAAUGAAUUAUCAUGUACAUAUGCAUUUUGAGAGUGACAAAGGUUGUUCAUAUAACGCGGAGGUCAAAUUUCAAAGCAACUGUGACUCCCUUUAUUACCUCGGGGGUUUCUCGGAAUAUGGAUUCAUUUUGAAAUCUUCUCAGAUUGUUCAUACGGAUUUUCAUGUGUUUUUCAAUGAAUCAGAGACAUGAGAGACUAACAAUAGCAGUCUGUUACAAGAUUUAUAUGAAUUGAAGAGUCGAAUAUGAACCACCCAAGAGUGGCUAAAGGUUCUGAUAAAAGAUGGAAUGCGCAACAGGGCAUCGGAGGCGAUUCAUUCUUUUUCUUAUCUUUUUUUGUUGUUUCUGGAUGUAUAUCUGUUCAUUUGUAUACGGGUCUUUUCGAAUCGUGAAAUGGAAGUACCCUUGUUGUGUAUUAUGCUAUAGGAAGUUUAUCUAGACAUCAUAGAUCAAUUCCACUAAAACAAUAGUAGAUUAGACAUAUGUUGAGCCUUCUGAAUGAGUUCUUGUAGUAUUCAAUGUUGUUAGUAAAAUUAGAAAGAUUAAUUCAAUUGAUAAAACAAUUAGUGUAAGAACCACUACGAUGCAUGGAUAUAUACAUUUUUUACAAAUGUAUUCUAUUGUAAUUUUCAAAGCAGAGCUUUUAUGGGCCAUUCUUUGUUUUAGUCAUGAACAUGCACUUUUAGGCUGUGUAUGUUUCCA
Vicia villosa (hairy vetch) is the source of this 2480-nucleotide messenger RNA. RefSeq names its product probable protein phosphatase 2C 12. Gene Ontology annotation, biological process: protein dephosphorylation. Lineage: Eukaryota; Viridiplantae; Streptophyta; Magnoliopsida; Fabales; Fabaceae. The coding region runs from base 385 to 1782 and encodes 465 amino acids. Gene Ontology annotation, molecular function: protein serine/threonine phosphatase activity. The record is from RefSeq and is a predicted model, not a curated record. The transcript is spliced from 10 exons.